Molecule: messenger RNA, 3204 nt
Organism: Trametes versicolor FP-101664 SS1
Lineage: Eukaryota; Fungi; Basidiomycota; Agaricomycetes; Polyporales; Polyporaceae
Exons: 7
Coding region: 1-3204 (1067 amino acids)
Biological process (GO): regulation of DNA-templated transcription; DNA-templated transcription
Molecular function (GO): DNA binding; zinc ion binding; DNA-binding transcription factor activity, RNA polymerase II-specific
Source: RefSeq, a predicted model, not a curated record
AUGACCUCCGAGCCAAAUACGCCGCCCGAUUCCACCGACAACCCCCCACCCGCCCCCCUCCCAAAUCCAACGAUGACGAUCCCCCACCCGCCGAAGAAGAAGCGGGUCGACGACCACGCGCCGCUGCCCGCCGACAUCGGCCUCAAGCCCGUCCAGCUCCAGCGCAGGCGGGUCUGGCGUGCUUGCGAAUCCUGCAGACGCAAGAAGAUCAAGUGCGACGGUGUCGAACCCACAUGUUCUCAAUGCUCGGCGUCGAAGUCUCAGUGUACAUGGCUACAGACGAAGGACAGAGCCGCUUUGAGCAGACACUAUGUCCAGGAACUGGAGGCCCGCAUCCAGCACAUGGAGACCGUGAUCCAGCAGGUCACCCCCAUCCUCGAGCAGGUCACCCAAACCACAGGGCUCGACCUCACCGCAAUAUCUGCCGCCCUAUCCGGGAGCCAGUCCCAGUCAACAUCCUCCGCACCACCAUUCCCGGAUAGUGCUGUCUCGAAUGUGCUGCAGUCUAUCCUCCCUCGGGUCCGCGAGAGCUCCGUGCUUACAAACGGCGGCGACAGCCGCAGUACGAGUGGAAGCGGAGAGUCAGACGAGCCGACGGUGAAGAUUGAGGAUGACGUCUCCGACGCGUUCGGACAGCUCGCGCUUGACGAGCACGGCCACCUGCACUGGAUCGGAAAGUCGUCCACCAUGACUCUUAUCCAGCAAUUGCGGGACGCCACGACUGCGCCCGUCAACCGCAUAUCCCCAAUGGAGGAGGACCCGACUGCGCCAGGCCCGAGCGCGAAUAAGCUCUAUUACCCCGCGAGCGUGUUCUUCGGGAAGGUCAGGGCGCUUCCGCCACCCGAGGAAGUCGAGUAUCCCGAACGAGAUCUCGCGGAUAAGCUCGUCGAUGCGUACUUCGCGCGGUUCCACUUCCUGAUGCCCGUCAUCGACAAGCCAUCGUUCCUGCGCAAGUACAAGGAUGUGAUGGACCACCGGGAGAAUCCCGAGUUCAAGCGGAAUUACAUGGCGUUCAUAGCGCUCAUGUGCUCCGUCUUCGCUGUGGCGUCGCGCUUCGUGGACGACCCGCGGCUGAACAAGAAUGGGAACUUGGACGAUGGCGGAAUGGGUGUCGUUUACAUCGAACGUGCGCUCAUCCUGCACUACACGAGCUACCCUUCCAUACAGCUCGAACACGUUCAGUGCUUCCUUCUGAUGUCUUCUUUCCUCUGCUCCGUGAACUGCCUGCCACAGGCGUGGCUGCUCGUCGGACAGGCCGUCCGCGCUGCACAAGACAUCGGUCUUCACCGUUCGCCCCGAUGGCUCGCACUUAGCCCGAUACAGAAGGAGACACGCCGCAAGAUCUGGUGGGGUGUGUAUACGCUCGAUCGGAUGCUCGCCCUCGCCCUCGGCCGACCCCUGGCGAUCGAAGAUGCGGACUGCGAUGUGGAGAUGCCCGCGGACGUCGACGACGAGCUGCUGCCUCAGUACUUCAACGGCGACGAGAAGAUGCCCACCGUUACGCUCAUGAAGGGCUUCAACGAGCUCAUCGAGCUGUACAAGAUCGCAGGGCGUGUUCUCCGCGAGAUAUACGCGCUCGACAAGACGAAGGACCACCUCGAGAUGGACAAGCGCAUGGAGCUCGACCGGUCCGUAGAGACGCUCGACCGAAGACUGUCAAAGUGGUGCGAAGCCCUUCCGGAGGAAUUCAAGGUCAAGCCGCGCACGGAGAAGCAGGUGUCCAUGGCAGCGGUACUGUGCAGUCACUAUUACUCCAUUCUGACGACUCUCCACCGCAACUUCCUCCCGGUGAAGCGGGAGCAGCCCGUCGCCCCAAGUUCGACAAGUUCCACCGCGAAGGCCGUCCAGACCGCCCGUGCCUGCGUUCGCCUGGCCCCGUCCAUCAAGAACGUCGUCCCACCGAGCCACCACUUUGCGUUCUUCAUUCAGAACCUGUUCAGCUCUGCGGUGAUCAUCCUCCUCUAUGCCAUGCAUACGACCGACCCCAUGGCGUCGCAGGCGGCGCUCGAAGAGGCGCGGAGCUGCCUCGCCGUACUGGAGUCGUGGGAGGGCUUCUGGCCUGGAGCACGCAAGUGCAAGGAGCUCCUCGAGGACCUGUCUGCGAAAGCCAGCGAGGCGAUCAGGACCGCCGUAUUCCACCCGCCGCCGCGGGGUUUCAUGGGUGCUUCCUCUUCUUCUCCGCAGGCAGCCCCCGGACCAUCGGCCCCGUCUCCGAGCCCUUCUUCGCCCAUGUACCACGACGGACGCUCCGCGUCCAUCUCGGUCCCGGUCUCCGAGCGACUGAUCAAGGGCAGACCGCGGAGGGACCGGUCGCGUGACGUGCCUAUGUCACCCCGCAACGCGCACGCCUCGACACAUUAUCGCACGGACUGUGAGUGCUCUUCUACGUGCGGCGCGGCGUUGCGCGCCCGGUCGACGUCCCGGAAACGGCCCCAUGACGAGGACCAGUACCACGACGGAUACACGGCGCUCGGCCUUCCAAGCUCGUACCCCGGCCGCUCGAACCUGGGCGCGAGUUCGCACAGCUCCCCGGUGUCCGUCAACAGCCACCCGUCGCCGCCCGGGCCGGCGCACCGGACGAUGGACAGCGGCGACAUGAUGCAGGGCUCGUCGGGCUACCCGCAGCUCAGCAUGGCGCAGUCGCCAAGCGUGCAGAUUCCGCGGCAACGGUUCGACUAUGACUUUGCGCUCGGCAGCCCUGCGGACAGGUGGGCAAGCCCUGCGGUGGACCAGAACGAGCUCAAGUUCUUCCCUGCGGACUCGAUGGCAGGAGGCGGGCCGUCGUAUGGGCGCACUCAUGGGCACCAGCACCAGCACUCGGGCAGCUUCUCUGGACAGCUGCCUGGGCUCGACACGUCCUCACCGUACCUAAGCAAUUUCGACGGCGCCAGCUUUGGCAUGGACUUCUCGCCAGCGCCGGCGUCAGCACCGGUUGGGGGCACGGGCACGACACCGCCGUCGGCGGGUUUCGCUGCGCCCGGGCUGCCAUUCCGCGGGCUCGACUACAUCCGCAACUACGAUCCUACGUCGGGGAGCCCGAACGCGGGCGCGGGCGCGCCGUACGUGGGGCUCGGGGAACAGGACCAGUACUGGCAGCCGUUCGACGCUGGCGCGUUCGGCGUGGACCCAGAGGUCGCGUUCACGCUCGGCGGUGAUUUCACGACAGACGGACAGGCGUGGCAGAAUGACAUGAACGGACGGUGA